Messenger RNA from Wasmannia auropunctata (little fire ant), 4070 nucleotides. RefSeq names its product cyclin-G-associated kinase (gene aux). The record is from RefSeq and is a predicted model, not a curated record. The coding region runs from base 92 to 3676 and encodes 1194 amino acids. Gene Ontology annotation, cellular component: cytoplasm. The transcript is spliced from 7 exons. Gene Ontology annotation, biological process: regulation of clathrin-dependent endocytosis; positive regulation of Notch signaling pathway; protein phosphorylation. Gene Ontology annotation, molecular function: AP-2 adaptor complex binding; protein serine/threonine kinase activity; ATP binding. Lineage: Eukaryota; Metazoa; Arthropoda; Insecta; Hymenoptera; Formicidae.
ACGGUAUCGGCUGUUCGCAACGACGCGACCGUGAGAGUGGGCCAUCCGCGGGGGGUUGCCCACCGAGCGAGGUAGGUCCAGGAGGAGAAUAAUGUCGGACUACCUGAGGUCCGCGCUCGGGUACCUGAACGGCGCCACCACCACCGGCGGCGGCAACGAGUACGUCGGCCAGACGUUGGAGAUCAACAAUGUGAAGCUGAGGGUGACGCGACUGAUCGCCGAGGGUGGAUGGGCCUUGGUGUUCGCGGUAGAAGAUGUCGCUACAGGAAAAGAAUAUGCCCUUAAGAGACUUAUCGCCGCCGAUGAGGAUGCAAACAGAACCAUUAUACAGGAGAUAGAAACGUUGAAGAGACUGUCGAAUCACCCAAACGUUAUUCAGUUCUUGCACGCCCAGCGACUGGAGCGAGAGGAGCGUAAAGGAUACGAGUACCUGGUCGUCACCGAGCUAUGUCCCGGCGGUACGGUAGCGGAUAUACUCAGGAGCGUGUCCGCGAACACGCUGACUCUCGCCCAAGUGUGCAGAGUGGCCUAUCAAGCGGCACGUGCGGUGCAUCACAUGCACAGCCAGCAACCGGAGCCCUACGUGCAUCGGGACAUCAAGCUGGAGAACUUCUUGCUCGGGCGGGACGGCCUUGUGAAACUCUGUGACUUUGGUAGCGCCUCGACUCAGCAGAUCCUGCCGGACCCGUCAUGGAAUGCUCAAAAACGCGCCACUCUGGAGGACCAGUUGGCCAAGUACACAACCCCCAUGUAUCGCGCUCCGGAAAUGAUGGAUACGUGGAACAAUGAACCCAUAGGGCCUCCGGUGGAUUGCUGGGCGUUAGGAUGUAUAUUGUAUUCCCUGAUCACCCUGCGGCAUCCUUUUCCCGAAGGUAACAAACUAGCAAUCGUAAACGGCAAGUAUCCACCGUUACCGCCCAAUCCACGGUACGCGUGUCUGCACGAUCUGGUGAAGGGAUGCCUGCAAGUCUCGCCCAUACAAAGGUUAACGACAGCACAGCUCUUGGAGCGUCUGGCGGCAAUCGCCGAGUCAAACGAUUUCGAUCCCAGAGAACCGCCGCGGAUCGAAGUCGCGAUCAAAUCGUCACCACCCCCGCGUCCAACACCACCGCCGCCGCCGCCGUCAAAUAUGCCGACGUCGGUCCCUCGUACCACCGCGCCGGCGACGAUGCCGCCGCCGAGACCGGCGCCCGCGCAGACGGCGGUGUCCAAGAUACCGGCGGCUCCGAGCACGACCGGCCUAUUCAACUCGCUGAGGGGCGGCGCCGGCAGUAUCCUGCGCAACUUGAAGGACACCUCCAGCAAGGUGAUGCACACCGUUCAACAGAGUAUGGCCAGGACGGAACUGGACGCGAGUUACCUGACGUCGCGCAUACUCGUCAUGCCGUAUCCAGCCGACGGGAUCGAGUCUGCCUAUCGGGCCAAUCACGUGGAGGACGUGAGAGUCUUCCUCCACGCGAGGCAUCCGCCGCCCGCCAAGAUUCAGCUCUACAAUCUGUCCCGCGGCCGGCCGAACGUCGCGCGGCUCCCCGGCAGGCACAUCGAUUGCUCGUUUGCCUACGCCACCCCGGAAUCGAACGCGCCCAUGCUGUUCGCUCUGUACCAGAUCUGUCAAGAUAUCUACCAAUAUCUGAACGCCGACUUCAAUCACGUAGUGGUGCUAUAUUGUACUGACGGGUAUCGGGCGAGCGCCACAGUGGCGUGCACUCUGCUGAUCCACUGCAGGGCCUUGACCACCGUCGACGAGGCGAUCGCUCUGUUCACGACGAGACGCUGCCAGCCGCCGCAUCUGCAACCCUCGGAAUUGCGCAGUAUUAAUUACAUGAGUAUGCUCAGCGGCGGCCGGCCUCCGCACACGAAGCCGCUGGUCCUCCGUUCCGUUGUCAUACAGCCGGUGCCGUUGUUCACCCGGGCGAGAGACGGCUGUCGGCCGUACAUAGAGAUCUACAGUAACGGCGCGCUGGUCUUCACGACGAAGAAGGCCGGCUACGAAGAGAUGAAGCUGUUCGGCAUGAUGGAGGGCAAGGUCUGCCUGAUUCUGGGAGACGCGGCCGUGCGCGGUGACGUCACUCUAGUGGUAUACCACGCCAGGCAGCAGCUCGGCCGUGUAAUUGGCAUUAAAAUCGCCUCGCUGCACUUCCACACCGGCUACGUGCCCAUCACCGAGAGCGCCUUGACGUUCGAGAAACGCGACCUCGACGAUGCCCCCGAGAUCGGCGGCAAGUUCCGCGUUGUGCUGAAUGUCAUGAUAGGUGAGGAAAAUACGAAACUGUCGAGGGUGCCGGCGCCGUGGGAAGCGGAAAUGUGUGUCAAGCCCGUGCCGGAUCCGCUGUUUGGUUCGACGCUGGAAAUGGAGGAAACUCUGGAGAACUUCAGGACAGCUUCUCACCAGGAAGAGGCUGAGAAAGUAUCGUCGAAUGAAACCGACAAGAUUUCACAACACGAAGCGAUACCUCAACAACAGCCGGAAGAGCCGAAGGAGGAAGAGCCAAGCAAGAUCGAAGAGAACAGCUUUCAGGAGGCUGAUCUGUUGAACCUCGGCAUGCCGGACAAUACCAAUAAUACCUCAAAUACUCCCGCCGCCGCGGCGACGGCAAAUCCAGGAUUAGAUAUUUUUUCUAGUUCUAGUCAGAACGAAAGCGAUCUCUUGGGCGGUUUCGGCGUGUCGGCGCCGCAGACCGAGGCCGCCAAUUCGAUACCUUUAAUUAACAAUAACGUCCCGACUGAUUUACUGUUCGGACACGACAGUUCUGCGACGAGGAGCAGCACCACCCCGAGCAACAGCAAUCUGAACAUGAACGAUCUUUUAUUCGGACAGAAUCAGGCAGCAUCGAGCAACGUUAAGGAGGUCAACGACCUGCUGUUCGAUCCGCUGGGCGGCAACAUCUCGGGGAAUCUCCUCAGCGGCCUCGCGCCGAACACCGCGAAACCGAACACCGCCAAGGGCCCGAAUCCCGAAGAGAACUUCCCGCGAAAUGCCAGCGUGCCGAACUUCGCCGCUCAGACUCAGAGCAAGGAUCCGUUCGCCAAUCUGGCCGGGUCGUUAGGCGCCGGUCUCACGGGCAGUUGGAACGGCACGCCGAGAAAUUCGAACACCCCGCAGUCGGCGAGCCCGGCGCCCGCGAGCACGCCGAUCCACUCCAGCCCGAAUACGAUGCACAAAGCCAAUGCGGCGACCAACGAGGCCAACGGCGCGAACAGCGGCGCGAACUCGGAUGUGUUCGGCGGUAAAGCGAAGGAGAAGACGAGCGGCGACGCGUUCGAGGAUCUGCUCGGUAGCCAGGGUUACAACUUCUUCAGCUCGCGCAAGGCCGACAAGGACAGCCCGAAGACAAUAAAUCAGAUGCGAAAGGUGGAAGCGGCAAAGUCGAUGGAUCCCGACAGGCUGAAGAUCGCCGAGUGGACGGAGGGCAAGAAAGGAAAUUUGCGGGCCCUGCUCUGCUCGUUGCACACGGUUCUGUGGCCGGAGGCUGACAGGUGGCAGCGUUGCGAAAUGCAUCAACUGGUCACGGCAGCGGACGUCAAAAAAGCUUAUAGAAAAGCUUGCUUGGCUGUGCAUCCCGACAAGCAAGCAGGCACAGCAAAUGAGAAUAUAGCAAAGUUGAUUUUCAUGGAGCUGAACAAUGCGUGGAGCACGUUCGAGAACGAUGCGUCGCAGCAAAACCUAUUUAGCUAAUUUUAAUGAUCGUUAUCUGUUAUCGAGAACCUGUCUCUGUAAUUAAUUUAGUUCCUAGCGGAAGGGGAGCUAAGGGCGGGGCGGGGAUCUCGUUAUCCGUGCGAUAACUGCAUCCAUGUAACUGCAUUCCGACUACGUUAUUUUAGCUGUAGAGAGAAAGACAGGGUGCGAAAGAGAAAGAGAAACGAGAGAAAGAAAGUAAAGUCUUCAGAGGCGACGGCGAGUUCGGCGAAGCGGUGCUUCGGGACGCGUCUCCUUAUUGUUUCAACGCCUUGUAAACCUAGUUAAAAUGCCCCCACUUAUGGCAGUGCGGCGUAACGUAUAUGUAUAUAACGCAAAUGUACAUUAAAAAGAGGAUCCCAAAUAUACGAAGCUAUUUUCCGGUCGAAAAGAA